Messenger RNA from Hemibagrus wyckioides, 2159 nucleotides. It is a transcript of the gene fbxo32, whose product is annotated as F-box protein 32. Gene Ontology annotation, molecular function: protein binding. The record is from RefSeq and is a predicted model, not a curated record. Gene Ontology annotation, cellular component: SCF ubiquitin ligase complex; nucleus; cytoplasm. Gene Ontology annotation, biological process: protein ubiquitination. Bases 146 to 1216 code for a protein of 356 amino acids. Lineage: Eukaryota; Metazoa; Chordata; Actinopteri; Siluriformes; Bagridae. The transcript is spliced from 9 exons.
CGGAUUCUCAGCCUAGACAAUAUAAAAACGCAGCUGCGCACUUUCAGGCUUAGACACGAUUUUUGCAACAACCUAACAGGCAUAUAAAAGUUUGUCACCCCUGGAAGAUUUUUUUCUUUGUUAUUGUGUGAUCUCGUGUUGAAACAUGCCGUUUCUGGGACAGGACUGGCGCUCUCCUGGUCAGAGCUGGGUUAAAACCGAGGAUGGCUGGAAAAGAACGACGAAAGACGACAACGAGAAGAAUAACAAUGUUCCCAAGAGCCAUGAAAGCAAUAAAGAUGACUACAACAAAGAAAAUCUGCUCCUCUCUAUUAAUUAUGACGUGGCCUCUAAGAAGCGAAAGAAGGAUUUGCUGAACAACAACAGCAAGGUUCCCUAUUUUCACAAAGAUAAGUGGAUUUACGUGCACAAAGGAAGCACCAAAGAGCGUCAUGGCUACUGUACACUGGGAGAAGCUUUUAAUCGCUUGGACUUCUGCAGUGCCAUCAAGGACACCAGACGAUUUAAUUAUGUUGUGAGGCUGCUUGAGCUGAUCGCCAAGUCACAGCUACCAUCUCUGAGCGGAGUGGCGCAGAAGAACUACAUGAACAUUCUGGAAAGAGUGGUGCAGAAAGUUUUGGAAGAUCAACAGAAUGUAAGGCCCAUCAAAGAGCUGCUGCAGACGUUGUAUGUGUCACUCUGCAGCCUGGUGCAGGACAUGGGCAAGUCCGUGCUGGUGGGAAACAUUAAUAUCUGGGUGCACCGCAUGGAAAACAUCCUGCAGUGGCAGCAGCAGCUGGACAACAUUCAGAUUAACAGGCCCACAAGCACCGGGAUGACUCUCCUGGACUUGCCUGUCAGUCUCCAGCUGAACAUCAUGCAGAGGCUCUCAGACGGACGAGACCUGGUCAGUCUGGGGCAGGUGUGUCCUGACCUCGGGGUACUGACUGAGGACAGGCUGCUGUGGAAGAAUCUCUGCCAGUACCACUUCACGGACAGACAGAUUCGCAAGCGACUCAUGGUUUCAGAUAAAGGUCACCUCGAAUGGAAGAAGAUGUACUUUAAGCUGUGCCGGUGCUACCCUCAUAAAGAGCAGUAUAGCGACACCCUGCAGUUCUGCACACAUUGCCACAUCCUGUUCUGGAAGGAUACAAACCAUCCCUGCACAGCCAACAAUCCAGAGAGCUGCAGCAUUUCCGUUUCUCCACAAGGUUUCAUCAACCUCUUUAAGUUCUGAAGGGACUCUCUGUUUGGAUUACCCUGUUUGUAUAUAGUGUAUAUUAAAGUUCGAAAGUGCAAUAGAUACCCAGAUGGUAUGAGAGAAGAGAUUCAGCAUGUUGGAGGAAGUCAGCAUGAGGAAUUUUGGAUUUUUUGGAAGUUUGAAAAUAAAUAAUCUGAAAAAUGGAAAAAGGAAAAAUAUCAGUAUGUAACAAUUCAUGUAUUUUGUUAAGCACGACUUCGUUUACUCCCAAGAGUAAUGUGCUUUGCUUGUGAGCGAUUUGCAUUACAGUCUGCCCUCAUGCUGCAAUACUUUAUACUUUAUAUAAUUUGGGAUUUUUUUUUAUAUGAUAUGAGAGUGGAUGAACUUCUGUUGGAAUGUGAGGGGAAAUUGUAUGUCCAUUAUUAUGGUGUGCAAUACUUUUUCUAUGGAACUUCUUUUCCACUUUUUAUACGUUUGAUCAUUUCGUUUUGUUGAAAUGUAUUUGCUGCAGUAAAAGAAAUACACACUUGACUAUAGUACAGCCUGUUACAACACUACAGUGUAAUAAACAAUGUCAUCAUUCACUGGUUUCACAAAUACAAAUCUGUAGUCUGUGCACUUUGAAACAUUUGUCAUUGUAACGACACCUUCACAUGUUGCCUUUUUGUGCAUACCAACACACAGAACAUAGAAAUAUUACUGAGCUAUGCAUUAAUAUUUGUAGCACACAUUUCUGCAAUCUGAAUGUUUACUACCACCUGCAUGGUAUGAAUUUUGAUACCAAAGAGCUGCUUAUUUAUUUUACUCUGUGGCAUAAUGUGUUAUUCUGACCAGGAAGAUAGAGGUCCUUUUUUUUUUUUUGUUUUUUUUUUAAUUGCAAUAACUCACUUGUGUUCAGUUAUGCAAACAUUGAUAUUCUUGGAGAGCAAGCCAAAACACAUCCUGCUCUCAAAGGCUGAAAAUAAACCAUGGUCUUCUA